Messenger RNA from Syngnathoides biaculeatus (alligator pipefish), 2455 nucleotides. It is a transcript of the gene sgcd, whose product is annotated as sarcoglycan, delta (dystrophin-associated glycoprotein). Gene Ontology annotation, biological process: cardiac muscle tissue development; heart contraction. The record is from RefSeq and is a predicted model, not a curated record. Bases 381 to 1361 code for a protein of 326 amino acids. Gene Ontology annotation, cellular component: sarcoglycan complex; sarcolemma. Lineage: Eukaryota; Metazoa; Chordata; Actinopteri; Syngnathiformes; Syngnathidae. The transcript has 10 exons.
CUCGUUAUCUUGUCAGUUUUUGCAUUUUGUGCCUUGCAUUCUUUCAGUCCGUGCUUUUGUUUUUGCGGUCAUUUUACGUCACGUCAGGAUUGCCUGUAGUUUGGCGAGAGUCGGAGCAUGUUGCUGCAAAAUUGGAUCUUCCGCUGACUCCGAGGAUGCUCAUUUCGGACCGGGAAUAUUCCAACUCCCAGACUGGACGCAUCUGAGGCAGAGGAGGAAAUGAUCGCUUUCCCGAUGGACUUCAACUAGACUUCAGAUUAUCCACAAAUACGCAGGCUCAUCCCGGCCAGUUUUUCGGAUCGGACGAAGAGCGAUGACGACUGGAGACAAGCGGCGGUGGACGGCGGAAGAGUCAUAAUGACCAUGUGGCCCCUAAGAGGAUGAUCAGUUCAGCGGCGGCCCGCCCGGAUCGCUCUACCGCUUCGUCUCAGGUGAUUACGGAAAGCCCGCCGGACGCCGCGUCAGCACACUCGCACGCUGAGAUGACCCAAGAACAGUGCAGUCACAGGAACAAUGUCCAGAGUUCAGAACCAGCGCACGUGUACAAAGUGGGCAUCUACGGCUGGAGGAAACGCUGCCUUUACUUCUUCGUCCUGCUACUGAUGAUACUCAUCCUCGUCAAUCUGGCGCUCACCAUCUGGAUCCUCAAGGUCAUGAACUUCACCAUCGACGGAAUGGGCAACCUGAGAAUAACGGAGAAGGGCCUCAAACUGGAAGGGGACUCUGAGUUCCUUCAGCCUCUCUAUGCCAAAGAAAUCCAGUCCAAACCUGGUCGUCCUCUGUACCUGCAGUCGUCCCGAAACGUGUCCGUCAACGUUGUGAACAGCAACAACCAGCUGCUCACGCAACUCGUAACAGGAACCAACGGGUUCAAAGCGCGAGGCAAGAUGUUCGAGGUGAAAUCCACGACCGGCAAGCUUCUGUUCUCAGCCGACGAGCAGGAGGUGGUGGUGGGCGCGGAGAGGCUUCGGGUGAUGGGCGCCCAGGGAGCCGUGUUCAGCAAGUCGGUGGAGACCCCCCACGUGCGGGCCGAACCCUUCAAGGAGCUGCGGCUGGAGUCACCUACCCGCUCCCUGCUCAUGGAGGCCCCCAAAGGCAUCCAGAUCCUGGCUGAGGCCGGCGACAUCCAAGCCAUCUGUAGGAAUGAGCUGCGACUGGAGUCCAAAGACGGAGAGAUCUCCUUGGACGCCCGCCGCAUCCGCCUGAUGCGUCUCCCGGAGGGUAAGGCGUCCUCCGGCGCCUCGUCGUCCGGCACCAGGCAGACGGUCUACGAGGUGUGCGUUUGCCCCAACGGGAGACUUUUCCUCUCGCAGGCCGGGACCGGAUCCACCUGCCAAAUCAGCAGCAACGUCUGCCUCUAGGACUACCCAGCACCGCGCUAAGAGAGAUUCAGACUCGCGGAGUCUCACAAAGAACUGUCCCUCGGAUUUAUUAUUAAGGUCCUGAUCCGUAUUUUUCUAAAUAAGUGGGGGGUGGGAGGGGGGAGCCUCUGGACGCUGUAUUUAUUACGUGGUAUUCCGUCGCUUUCUACGUAAGGAAAUUCAAUCCGCUUUCGACUAACUGAGACUUUUUUUUUUGUUUUGUGGUUGUUUAUCGAUCCGGGAGGAGUAUCGACAAGGAAUAAUUGCUCCGAAAUGGCGUGACCUAAAACUGCCAUGCACACACACGUUGUGUCACAUGAAGACGGGAAGGUAAGAGGCGCUGAUCCAGUACCAAAACCGCUCGAGUGAUCGCCCAGCCCCGCCCGCUCUCACGUCGCUCAUCCUCACUUUGGGAUUAUUUUCCGUUUCACGUUUUUACUGUAACACUUGGACCUAAAGAAAUAUAUGAGAUGGCCACUCACUGCUAGAAUAUCAAUAAUAGUGAUUGAAUAAUUUUCAAUUUUUCCCUAAAAAGGGCAAAAACAAAAAGGAGUCCGCAUUGAAGCACUUUAUGAUGCUGGAUGCUCUCUUACGUGGUGGCCUUCUCACCUUUGUGUAUGAAAAAUUGGGAGCGCUUUGAGAGUUCAUACAAAGAAAGAAUAUGCAUUAAAGCAGGUUAUGACGUUUAGGAUGAUUUCCGACUCAAACAGGCGCCCCUCUCAAAUCUGAGGAUGAACGAGGUGAAUUUGAAAUCCCGCAUCCUUGUUUAACGUCAUAGACAUUGAGACCACACUUGGAUUUUUAAGAGUCCGCAUUAAAGCAUUUCACGAUCCUGGACGGGUUGCCGGAUCAAAUUUUGAGUAUGGAGUCCAGUGGAUUCAUUUUUAAAAAAAUGUAUUUUUUUUUGUUAAAUUAUGGUAGAAUCACAAAAGUGCGCUACAAUCGAAAGAGUCCGCAGUCGAGCGCUCCGUGAUCUUGGUAGUUGGCCAGCUCACAUGCGUUGCUAAUAAAGGUGAAUUAGUCAUUUCUGUACCAUAUUGUAGAAUCUGGAGAGCGCACUAAAAUUUUGAAAUAAAAAAUCAUUUUGCAUCUUA